This is a messenger RNA of Scophthalmus maximus (turbot), 1254 nucleotides long. Its product is annotated as myosin-7-like. The record is from RefSeq and is a predicted model, not a curated record. Gene Ontology annotation, cellular component: myosin complex; cytoplasm; cytoskeleton. Lineage: Eukaryota; Metazoa; Chordata; Actinopteri; Pleuronectiformes; Scophthalmidae. Gene Ontology annotation, biological process: peptidyl-threonine phosphorylation; actomyosin structure organization. Gene Ontology annotation, molecular function: protein serine/threonine kinase activity.
UUAAGUGAAAUAAAAUCAAAAAAUGACGAGAACGUUCGCCAGCUCAAUGACUUGAGCGCACAGAGGGCAAGACUGCAAACAGAGAACGGUGAAUUUAAUCGCCAGAUGGAGGAGAAGGAAGCUCUUAUUUCCCAGCUCCCCAGAGGCAAACAGGCUUACACUCGGCAGAUUGAAGAGAUUAAGAGACACAUUGAGGAGGAAAUAAAGGCCAAGAAUGCCCUGGCCCACGCCAUUCAGUCAUCCCGCCAUGACUGCGAUCUGCUCAGAGAGCAGUUUGAAGAGGAGCAGGAGGCCAAGGCCGAGCUGCAGCGGGGAAUGUCCAAGGCCAACAGUGAGGUGGCUCAGUGGAGAACCAAGUAUGAGACUGAUGCUAUCCAGUGCACUGAGGAGCUGGAGGAGGCCAAGAAAAAGCUUGCCCAGCGUCUGCAGGACGCUGAAGAAUGCAUUGAGGCUGUGAACUCCAAAUGUGCCUCUUUGGAGAAGACUAAGCAGAGGCUGCAGGGUGAGGUGGAGGACCUCAUGAUCGAUGUGACUGAGAGAGGACGCAAAGUGGCUGAGCAGGAGCUGGUUGAUGCUAGUGAGCGUGUCGGCCUGCUUAACUCCUAGAACACCAGUCUUCUGAACACCAAGAAGAAGCUGGAGGGGGACUUUUCGCAGAUUCAAGGUGAGGCGGAUGAUGCUGUUCAGGAAGCACGAAAUGCUGAAAAGAAAGCUAAAAAGGCUAUCACUGAUGCUGCCAUGAUGGCGGAGGAGCUGAAGAAGGAGCAGGACACCAGUGCUCACCUGGAGAGGAUGAAGAAGAACAUGGAGGUCACAGUCAAGGACCUGCAGCACCGUCUGGAUGAGGCUGAGAACCUCGCCAUGAAGGGUGGCAAGAAGCAACUCCAGAAACUGGAGUCCAGGGUGCGCGAGUUGGAGACUGAAGUUGAAGCUGAACAGAGACGUGGAGCUGAUGCCAUUAAAGGAGUUCACAAAUAUGAAAGGAGAGUGAAGGAGCUUACCUACCAGACUGAGGAAGACAAGAAGAAUGUGACCAGACUUCAGGAUCUGGUGGACAAGCUGCAGCUCAAAGUCAAGGCUUAAAAGAGACAGGCUGAGGAGGCUGAGGAGCAGGCCAACACUCACAUGUCCAGGCUCAGGAAGGUUCAGCAUGAACUGGAAGAAGCUCAGGAGCGCGCUGACAUUUCUGAGACCCAGGUCAACAACCUGAGAGCCAAGAGUCGUGAUGUUGGAAAGGUAAUCACGUUUAAUUAA